AUGACUGAAACCGUUACUGAUUUGCUGCCCUGGCCGGAGCCAACUGCGACCUCGUCUGUGGCUCCGAUUCCAACAGUGAUUCCAGGUGGCCAUCCUACUUUCCAGGAGAUUCAUGUUACUGGAAUGCGGACAUUAUGGGUGGUUACAGUACUUAUGGGCCUAUCUGCCCUUGUAUUCUACAUUUUGGGCAGCCGUGUGCAACUGUCAAAACGUCUUAUCCAUACCCUAGUUUCAAUCUCGACCACCGUGUCGUUCAUCAUAUACCUCGCUCUCGCAACCGGAGAAGGCAUAGACUGGAAACACGAUGUGCUCGAGGAGUCUCACAAACAUGUUCCUAACACUAGACAUGAUGUGAUCCGUCAGGUAUUUUGGUUGCGCUACGUGAAUUGGUUUGUAACGGACCCUAUGAUCCUUGCUAGCUUAACCCUACUCUCGGGUCUCCCAGGAGCGCAUCUCUUCGCUGCCAUUGCCGCAGACUACGUGAUGCUGGGCUCCGGUCUUCUGGGGACCUUUGCGGGUCACACGGCCCGCAGAUGGGUUUGGUUCACUAUCAGCGCAAUCGCCUACUUGACAGUGGUGUAUCAUAUCGGUGUUAGGGGAUCUAGAGCCGCAAGCAAUCGAGACGGUCCAACACGACGCCUCUUCGGAGCCAUUGCUUUUGUGGCCCUUUUGGCCAAAGUUUUGUAUCCUAUUGCCUUGGCCGCUGGUGCCCUCGCUCUCAAAACGACCAUUGACGCUGAAACCAUCAUUUUCGCCAUCCAGGAUAUUCUUGUCCAAGGAAUUAUCGCCUACUGGUUGGUGAUCGCCAAUGACGCUUCCUCUGGAACAAAUCUUUUCGUCGAUGGCUUCUGGUCCAGUGGUAUCGGUAAUGAAGGAGCUAUCCGUAUCGAGGAGGAAGAGGACAGCUUUUUAAAGCUGCAGCCAAUAUUACCCAGCAACCACCACUUAUCAUUAUGUCGUGUUGAUCUUGGAUGA
Messenger RNA from Aspergillus ochraceoroseus IBT 24754, 975 nucleotides. Its product is annotated as opsin family protein. The transcript is spliced from 6 exons. Gene Ontology annotation, cellular component: endoplasmic reticulum; plasma membrane. The coding region runs from base 1 to 975 and encodes 324 amino acids. Lineage: Eukaryota; Fungi; Ascomycota; Eurotiomycetes; Eurotiales; Aspergillaceae. The record is from RefSeq and is a predicted model, not a curated record.